AUGACUGAUCCGCUCUCCAUCCCCGGCGGCGUUGUCGGCAUCAUUUCCCUCGGCAUCACAGUCACCCAGGGCCUGGUCAGCUUCUACACGGCCGCCCGGGGCCAGAAGUCGAACACCGCCUACACCGCCACAAAGCUAAACCGCCUCCUCGACCAACUCAACCUUCUGGAGGGGCAACUAGCCAACCGCAAGUUCCGAUCUGAUGAGCGAGACCUACUCAAGAACAUCGAGAGAUCCAUUCGAGACUGCGAGGAGUGUAUCCUUGAGCUCGAUGCCGAAAAUGAGAAGUUCAAAGAUCGCCGCACUUACAGUAUCGCCGCCGCCGCCCGUACCGCGGCUCGCCGUCUAGCGUACCCCUUCCGGCAGAGCACGCUGCAAAAGCUCGAGGAGGCUGUCGACGAGACCCUCUCCCACUUGCGUCUUGCACUGCAGGCCCUAGAUAAUAAGGUCAUUGCCAACAUCCAGGAUGACAUCGAGGCCACAAAGACUUUGAUCGAACGAGUCAGAAACGAUCAGAUCACGACAGCUAUCCGCACUUGGCUGAAGGCUCCUGAUCCCUCCGUAGAGUAUAAUAGCAACUGCAAAAAGAGACACGGCGAGACUGGGCUUUGGCUUGUUAAAGGCCCCUCGUUUUCGACGUGGCUGGAGAAGCCCAACUCCUUCCUAUGGCUCUACGGCUUCACCGGCUGCGGCAAGUCGGUACUGUGCUCCACUGCCAUCCAGUACGCGUUCCGCCAUCGAAGGUCUAAUCCCCGUAUCGGAGUCGCAUUCUUCUUCUUUGUCUUCAACGACGAAUCCAAGCAAGAUAUCUCCGCCAUGCUUCGUUCCCUUAUCCUACAGCUGUCGGACCAACUAAAAGAGGGCAGUCACUGCCCUCUCUCGCAGCUACAUGACAGAUACUGCAACUCGACACCACCCGACCACGUUCUCAUUAGCUACCUUCAUGAACUCGUUCGCUUGUUUGACAACGUCUACAUCCUCUUGGACGCACUAGACGAAAGCCCCCGGGGCGAGCAACGAGAAGAUGUGCUUCAAGCCCUCGUUGAUCUACGGAGUUGGUCGGCGCCCGGCCUUCAUCUUCUAGUCACAAGCCGGGAUGAGAUCGACAUUCGUGAUGUCCUAUGUAAUGAGCUUGGUGCCUUAAAUUGCGAGAUGCUCUCGAUGAAGAAUGAAUAUGUCGAUCGUGACAUUGCCGCUUUCGUCUCCCAGCAGCUCAGAGACAAUCGGAAAUUCCAGAAGUGGAAGGACUACCACGGCCGCAUCGAAUCUGUAUUCACAGAGUCUGCGAAUGGCGUAUUUCGAUGGGUCGAAUGCCAAUUCAGAGAACUAAGCCAAUGCCCAAAAAGCAAAUAUCAGCUCGAAAAGUUGCUGAGCUCGCUACCCGAAUCGCUUGACGAAACAUAUGAGCGUAUGCUUCUAAAUAUCGCUCCAGCUUCCAAGGAAUCUGCCCGGCGCAUCCUGACCUUGCUCUGCUUCGCUAAACGCCCAUUGACGAUACCGGAGCUCAUCGACGCCAUUGCUGUUGAGCUAGGUGACUCGCCAAGGUUCAACCCAGACCGAAGACUAGAAACCAUGGAUGAAAUUCAUAAAGUGUGUCCUGGGUUUAUCGAAGUUGAUGAGCCACUUGUCGAAGUUGAUGAGCACCUUGACAAAGUUGAUGAAUUUGAGGAAUUUGAUGAGCAUGCUCUCAUAAUUGAGCCACGCCCCGAACCAACCACUGUACGCAUCGCCCAUUUCUCAGUCCAGGAAUAUCUAGAAUCGGACCGGAUACUUCAUCGCAAGGCUGCCGAGUUCAGCGCCCUACGACUGUUCCAAAAUGAUGCAGAUUUCAACAAUUGGGUCAAGAUAUAUGAAGCCGAACCCUACCGCAACAGCGCUAGCAAGAUGGCAUCCCCUGUUUACUAUGCUUCACUUCUUGGGCUCGAUUUGAUCCUCUCUAAGAUCUUGGAUGGAAAUGUUGCCUCUUCCUCCGGCCCCUGUCUACAGGAAGUUUCUAGCAUCAUCGACGCCGAAGGUGGAUCCUAUGGAAAUGCAAUCUGCGCUGCAGCAGGAGAAGGUCACGAGUCUAUUCUUCGGCUGCUUAUAGAGAAGGGUGCCAAUAUUAAUGCCCGCAAUAGAAGCUCCAGGACUGCACUCCACGAAGCGUCAGUCAAUGGCCAUAAGGCUAUUGUAGAGCUCCUUAUUGAUAAAGGCGCCGACAUCCAUGCCAAGCUUUCUUACUAUGGAACCCCACUCCACGCAGCAGCACAAACAGGCCACAAGGCUAUUGUGGAGCUACUUAUUGAGAAAGGUGCCGACGUUAAUGUGCAAAGUGGAUACUACGGAAGUGCACUCCUCGCAGCAGCAUCUCGAAACUACGAGGAUAUUAUGAAGCUACUUAUUGAGAAUGGUGCUGAUAUUAAUGCUCAAAUCGAUAAAUUUGGAACUACCCUCCAGGGAGCAGCACUUGAGAGCUCCGAGACUACCUUGAAGCUGCUAAUUGAGAAUGGUGCCGAUAUUAAUGCCCAAGGUGGAUUGUUCGGGACUGCACUCGGCGCAGCAGCAAGUCGGGGCUUCGAGGCUAUCGUGAAGCUGCUAAUCGAGAACGGUGCCGAUGUUAACGCCGAAGAUGCCUCCGGAACUGCACUCUGCGCAGCAGCAGCCAGCGGCCGUAAGGCUAUCGUGAAGCUGCUUAUUGAGAAGGGCGCUGACGUUAAUGUCCAAGGUGAAAAGUUUAGAGCUGCACUUGCUCUAGGAGAACGACUCAGCGGGGAUGCUUAUUGGAAAGGGUGCAACACCCAUGGAGGGGAGGGAACACCUCCGCCGACGUAUCAACUCGACGAUCUCCGUCUUCCGGCGCUCCCUCCGCCGGCCUACGGCUUGGGCGGGGCACUUCCGGGAGAUGAUGACCCACAAUCGGUCGUCAUCCAGAUCGACGCGACGCCGCCCGGCGGAACCAACACAACCGACGCCACCGGAUUAAAUAGCACGACUACGCAAACUUCUACAACUUCCGGGGCAACGUCGGGGACUCGGCGAAGUAGCAAGCAGGACACUCCCCGGGGAUCGCCUGGAGGAGACGAUACGAAAGAGACUGGCACCAACGACAACAACGGCCACAACGGGGCAGCUCAAGCUCAAGCUGGGAUGAUCCGCUCGGGUCUUGAUGUUUAA
This is a messenger RNA of Scedosporium apiospermum, 3153 nucleotides long. RefSeq lists its product as uncharacterized. Bases 1 to 3153 code for a protein of 1050 amino acids. The transcript is spliced from 5 exons. Gene Ontology annotation, molecular function: protein binding. NCBI's taxonomy places the organism in Eukaryota, Fungi, Ascomycota, Sordariomycetes, Microascales, Microascaceae. The record is from RefSeq and is a predicted model, not a curated record.